Suncus etruscus (white-toothed pygmy shrew) is the source of this 1353-nucleotide messenger RNA. RefSeq names its product twisted gastrulation BMP signaling modulator 1 (gene TWSG1). The coding region runs from base 189 to 860 and encodes 223 amino acids. The record is from RefSeq and is a predicted model, not a curated record. Gene Ontology annotation, biological process: regulation of BMP signaling pathway. The transcript has 5 exons. Lineage: Eukaryota; Metazoa; Chordata; Mammalia; Eulipotyphla; Soricidae.
GCAAGGUUAGCUGACAAAAGAAAUGGCAAAGCGAUGUGGCUUGGAGAGAUGGGGCUGGGGGUCUGUUAGAAGGGUUUGACUUGCAUUGGGUUCCCUGGAUUCCAUCUCUGGACACCCCAGACCCGCCAGAAGCCGGGGGGAACCGUUAAGCACCGCCAGGUUCCUGGGAGUUGCUUAUUUGAAGAACAAUGAAGUCAUACUGUGCUGUUAUGCUUACUCUAGCUGUCCUGGUGUUCCUGCCAUGGGUUCCUCUGUCACUGAGUUGUAACAAAGCACUCUGUGCUAGUGAUGUGAGCAAGUGUCUCAUUCAGGAGCUCUGCCAGUGCCGGCCGGGAGAAGGAAACUGCUCGUGCUGCAAGGAGUGCAUGCUGUGCCUGGGGACGCUGUGGGACGAGUGCUGCGACUGUGUGGGUAUGUGCAAUCCUCGGAACUACAGUGACACACCUCCGACAUCUAAGAGCACCGUGGAGGAGCUCCAUGAGCCGAUCCCGUCCCUCUUCCGGGCGCUCACAGAAGGAGACACGCAGUUGAACUGGAACAUCGUUUCCUUCCCAGUUGCAGAAGAACUCUCCCACCAUGAGAAUCUGGUGUCCUUUCUAGAAACUGUGAACCAGCCACACCACCAGAAUGUGUCUGUUCCCAGCAAUAACGUGCAUGCACCUUAUUCCAGUGACAAAGAACACAUGUGCACUGUGGUCUACUUUGAUGAUUGUAUGUCCAUUCAUCAGUGCAAAAUAUCCUGUGAGUCCAUGGGGGCAUCCAAAUAUCGCUGGUUCCAUAAUGCCUGCUGCGAGUGCAUUGGUCCAGAAUGUAUCGACUAUGGAAGUAAAACUGUCAAAUGUAUGAACUGCAUGUUUUAAAGAAGAAAAAAAAGACUAGUAAACCAAAGAAUUCAAAUCAAGAAAGGUAUGAAAUGCCAAUAGUAAGGUCUAGAUCUACAGGUUGCUUGAGAAUGCUAGCAGGUUAAGAAGAUGAAAGCAUUUGGGCUGGGCUCCUUUUACAGUAUGACAUAUAAUAAGUUGCUAAAUAGUGAUUUAUAAGAUCAAAAAGAUCUUUCUGGUUUCACUGCUUGUCAGCAAUAUGUCCUUUCCCUUACCCCCAUGUAGGAUUUUGGUCAGAUGGGUAUUCAGUGCACAGAGAAUCCCUUAAAAGAUCUAAUGUUUCUAACAUAAAGCCUUUUGUCAUGUUCUAGCUUUCCAAAGGCUUCCGUUUGAAGCACGCUGUCAUAAGUUAUGGCUCCUUUAUGUAUUGCUCCUAUGACAUUAAGUUUUUACAAAUGUAUGCCAUUCUUCAUGCUGCUUUUUAUUUUUGUCUGUUCCAUCAAUGGAAUAGCCAUUCAGAUAUAUCACCUGA